Cladophialophora psammophila CBS 110553 is the source of this 1590-nucleotide messenger RNA. Its product is annotated as succinyl-CoA:alpha-ketoacid-CoA transferase. Lineage: Eukaryota; Fungi; Ascomycota; Eurotiomycetes; Chaetothyriales; Herpotrichiellaceae. The record is from RefSeq and is a predicted model, not a curated record. The transcript is spliced from 3 exons. The coding region runs from base 1 to 1590 and encodes 529 amino acids. Gene Ontology annotation, biological process: ketone body catabolic process. Gene Ontology annotation, molecular function: succinyl-CoA:3-oxo-acid CoA-transferase activity.
AUGUCAUCCUUCCUCGAGUCCUCUCUCCGCAUCCCCUCCAAAGCAUCGAGAAGUUGGCGAACAGCGAGGUACUUUACACGCGAUCAACGGAAGCAAAACCUCCUCUUCGCCCGCUCGUUUUCGUCGACCCUCCGCCGCCAUGAAAUCAACAAAGUCGUCCCCUCCGCUGCUGAAGCGAUCAAGGACAUGAAGUCCAACUCCACCCUCUUGUGUGGUGGGUUUGGACUUUGCGGCGUCCCCGACACUCUGAUCAACGAGGUUGCGAAAACACCCUCCAUCACCGGUCUUACGGCGGUCUCGAACAAUGCCGGCAUCCCCGGUGCCGGUCUCGGCCAGUUAUUGGAGACCAAGCAAGUGAGGAAAAUGAUUGCCAGCUACGUCGGCGAGAACAGAGUGCUCGAGCAGAUGUACUUGACUGGAGAGAUGGAACUGGAACUUACACCCCAGGGGACAUUGGCUGAACGCUGUGCAGCGGGCGGCAAAGGAAUUCCUGCAUUCUACACACCAGCUGCAUUUGGCACGGUCGUACAGACGGGUGAGAUUCCACUGAGGCACAACAAGGAUGGCAGUAUUGCACAAUUCGGAAAACCUAGGGAUGUCAAGGUGUUCAACGGGAAGUCAUAUGUCAUGGAAGAAGCCAUUGCGGGUGACUACGCGUUCGUGAAAGCGCACAAGGCUGACAAGCUCGGCAACUGCCAAUUCCGCCUCGCGGCCAACAACUUCAACGGCGCCAUGGGCCGCAAUGCCAAAGUCACCAUUGUGGAAGCCGAACACAUUGUUGAGGUUGGCGAGAUUGAUCCUGUCGCUGUGCAUUUACCGGGCAUCUACGUGAGCAAAGUGAUCCAAGCAACGGCCGAGAAGAAGAUCGAGAAAUACGUCAACCGCAAAGAAGAGGGCGCCGACGUCAAAGACAGUCUUGGGAAGGGUGAAGCCGCCUCGAAGCGCGAACUGAUUGUGAGACGUGCCGCGAAGGAGUUCCAAAACGGCAUGUACGCCAAUUUGGGCAUCGGUAUGCCUAUGUUGGCCCCGUCGUUCGUGGAUUCAUCAGUUGAAGUCCAGUUACAAUCUGAGAACGGCAUCCUUGGUCUCGGCCCCUAUCCGCGCAAGGGUGAGGAAGAUCCUGAUCUCAUCAACGCCGGCAAGGAAACCGUCACUCUGCUCCCAGGUGCCUCUUGCUUCGGAUCAGAGGAAUCAUUCGGUAUGAUCCGUUCCGGCCGCAUAGAUAUGUCUAUGUUGGGUGCGAUGCAGGUGUCCGCAAGAGGUGAUCUGGCAAAUUGGAUGUUACCCGGCAAAGUUAAGGGCUUCGGUGGAGCGAUGGACUUGGUGAGCAAUCCAGAAAAGACAAAGGUGGUGGCAUUGAUGGAGCACACGGAUAAGAAGGGGAACCCCAAGAUUCUCAAGCAGUGUGAAUUCCCACUCACAGGAAGGGCGUGUGUCUCAAGAAUUAUUACAGAAUUGUGCGUCUUCGACGUGGACUUCACCCACGGUCUCACGCUUAUUGAACUCGCGGACGGGGUCACCGUCGAGGAGGUCAAGGCUAAGACCGAGGCGCCUUUCAAGGUCGCGGAUAAUAUUAAACCUAUGCUCUAG